AUGGCGCAAAACUACUAUGACAUUCUCGGAAUCACCCGAGAUGCAACUGCCGAGGAAAUCAAGAAAGCUUACAAGAAGGCUGCAUUGACUCAUCAUCCAGACAAGGGUGGAGAUCCGGAGAAGUUCAAAGAAUGCGGCGCCGCUGUGGAGACACUUACUGACGAUAGGAAGCGUGCCGCAUACGAUUCAACGCUGAUCCGUCUGCGCUCGAAGGAUGGGCUCGGGAGUGGUCCUUUUCGCUUCAACCGCGAUGCUUCCAUGGAGCGGCCAGCAGCACGGCCGGCGCCACCAGCGCCGCCAGCUGCAGCUUCCACGCGGGCGCCCAGCGCAGCGGCACCUCCAAAACCGCGGGCGCCGAGUGGUGCAGUGGAAAUCCCUUCUGACCCAGGCAGUCUCUCCAUCAAGGAGCUCAAAGAAUUGCUGACAGCCCUGGGCAUCGAUCAUGACGGCUGCCUCGAGAAGGCAGACCUGUUGACACUUCUUCGGGACCGGAAGGAGCGUCGAGCAGGCGAUACCCCAAGAGAGGCGCCCUCAGCAUCUGCUUCUGGAAGACCACAGGCCCAGCCCGCAAGCUCGGCAAGCUCAACGCAGUCAUCUACUGGUGCUAAAGCUCUGCGUGUGAAGAUCAUGUCCAUAGGUUGCGCCACUGUUGGGAAGAGCACGCUCAUCAAGAGAUACUGCGAGAACCGGUUUGUGCAGAAAUACAUUCCAACCAUCGGCAUCGACUACGGCGUGAAGCCUGUCCGAGUUCUGGGGCACGAGUUGAAGGUAAACUUCUUCGACACGUCAGGAGGUGAAGAGUUCCGGGACAUUCGAACUGAAUUCUAUUCAAUGGGUCAGUCAAACGCGGUGCUGCUCGUUUUUGACGUGACGAACCGAAAAAGUUUUUCUGAGCUUCCCGCCUGGCUUGAGGAGGCAAGUCGACACCAGUGCUCUCUGUCUCGCUCGGAGAAGACAUCGACAGGUCCUCCAGCAGUGGCGCUCUGCGCCAACAAGGUUGACCUCGGAAGGAGAGUGGUGACAAGGGCAGAGGGCGAGGAGUUUGCCAUUGCGCAUGGCAUGCGCUACUUUGAGACCUCUGCUGCAACCGGCGAUGCUGUCACGGAUGCCAUGCAUUACCUCUUUGAGCAAGCAGUGAGCCACCAUUUGGAGUUGGGCCGAAAGAUAGCGAUGGCUGCUGGCUGA
Molecule: messenger RNA, 1185 nt
Organism: Symbiodinium necroappetens
Lineage: Eukaryota; Dinophyceae; Suessiales; Symbiodiniaceae
Source: the annotation of a GenBank genome assembly